AUGAGCAAAGCUUCCGCAAAGUCUUCCGCCGAACCUUCUGCAGCAGCCGCUGCAGAGACAUUCUUGAAGACUGGAACGAUGGCCGACUUCACGAAAAUCUACCACCGUCAUUCUUAUUCAGCGAUUUCCCCCUCCGCACUUCCUAAUUCCCAAUCUGGCAGAACCGUUCUUAUAGCGGGUGCCUCCACUGGAAUCGGCCGGUCUAUUUCUCGCUCUUUCGCGGCUGCUGGAGCAGCUCGGACUAUUCUAGUUGGUCGUACGCUGGCUACCUUAGAGAAAGCUGCUCUCACAAUCCCCAAUGCUGAGGCGCGUGUGUGCGACAUAUCAUCCCUUGAGAGCGUGGAAGGGCUUUGGAACAGCUUAAAGCAGGAUGGCAUUCACGUGGACACGCUGAUAUUAAAUGCAGCGGCGGCAUCUAUUGUUGGAAGUUUAAAGACAGGAUGGAGAGAGAUUUGGGGGGUAUUUGAGACGACAGUACUGGGAAAUCUCAGAAUGGUGCAAGGCUUUGUUGAUCAGAUGGGAAACAAACAAGGCCAUGCACUUAUCUCAAUCUCCUCAUUUAUGGCGCAUUCCAACCCGGCUCCUGGACAAGGUGCAUACUCCGCCUCAAAAGCAGCGUUGGCAAAUUUGCUCCAGCAUCUUGCGGAGGAGAUCCCAGCUAUUGAUGCACAAAUCAUCAAUGUCCACCCGGGAGCCAUCUUAACUGACGCAGCCCGUUCAGUGGGCAUGACUGAAGAUUCAUUUCCUUGGGAUGAUGAAAAUCUGCCAGGAGAUUUUUGUGUUUGGGCAUCUACGAAAGCAGCUGCAUUUUUGCAUGGCCGAUUUGUGUGGGCAAAUUGGGAUGUGGAUGAGUUGAUGGCAAGGAACACUGAGAUCUGCAGUCAAGCCGGAAUGCUGAAGAUCGGAUUACAAGGUGCUGAGUAUGUUGACAUACGAAACAUCUUCCAGAAGGUUAUUGAAAAGGAGAAAUCCACCGUCUAG
Molecule: messenger RNA, 981 nt
Organism: Penicillium alfredii
Lineage: Eukaryota; Fungi; Ascomycota; Eurotiomycetes; Eurotiales; Aspergillaceae
Product: SDR family NAD(P)-dependent oxidoreductase
Exons: 4
Coding region: 1-981 (326 amino acids)
Cellular component (GO): cytosol
Molecular function (GO): oxidoreductase activity
Source: RefSeq, a predicted model, not a curated record